AGAAACAAUUAAAGAAAUUAAAGAUGUGGUGGGGGUCCAAAGUCCACGUCGGUGGUCGUCACGUUCGAUAUGCCGCCACGCAACGACAAGCGGCGAUCCCAACGUCGGCGGCUUCCAGGACAUUACAUAUGUCGGUGGUGCCUCCGCUCAAUUAGCUCUUCCCAUACGUGGCAGCCAAGCAACACCCUCCCCCUACUCGUAUCUCCCUCCUCCUCCCUCUCUAUAAAUCCCCCUUUCUCCUUUCCCUCUCAUCCCAUCCCAUCCCGCCAUGGACACCUCGCCCUCGGCACAAAAGCAGAGUCCGUACCGCGGCGUUAGGAUGCGGAAAUGGGGCAAAUGGGUCGCCGAGAUCCGAGAACCCAAUAAGCGAUCCAGAAUCUGGCUCGGCUCCUAUGCUUCGCCGGUCGCCGCCGCACGUGCCUACGACACCGCCGUAUUCUACCUUCGCGGCCGAUCCGCGUUUCUGAACUUCCCCGAUGAUGUGCCCGCCGCCGAUUCAGGUGUGGCUGGCGGGGUUUUGUCGCCUACUUUCGUUCGAAAGCGCGCCGCGGAGGUCGGUGCCGCGGUUGACGCGAUUCUUGUGCAGAAGAAGACGAAGAUGACGGGGAAGCGUUUUAAGGGCCCUGAUUUGAAUCGCCAGCCCAGCGCCGAUGAGACCUACGGCGAUGAUUGAUUUAAUUUGGUCGUCUUCUAGAAUUUGUUAGGUUUAGUUAAGCUUUUGUUUUUCUUGUAAAGAGUAGGCUGUUAGCGGUCCGGUUUCAAGCAAUUCAGUGCAAGUUGGUAUUUAGAUUCCAGCCGAAAUUCAAAUUAGUUUUCGAAAAAUAUUCAAUAAAAUUUACAAACCUGCUAAAGAU
Messenger RNA from Phalaenopsis equestris, 854 nucleotides. Its product is annotated as ethylene-responsive transcription factor RAP2-9-like. The record is from RefSeq and is a predicted model, not a curated record. Lineage: Eukaryota; Viridiplantae; Streptophyta; Magnoliopsida; Asparagales; Orchidaceae. The transcript has a single exon. Gene Ontology annotation, biological process: regulation of DNA-templated transcription. Bases 269 to 673 code for a protein of 134 amino acids. Gene Ontology annotation, molecular function: DNA-binding transcription factor activity; DNA binding.